AUGCCGCUCGCAAUUGAUUUACUGCACCCUUCUCCUGCUUCGGAGAAAAGGAAACAUAAGUUGAAGAGGCUGGUGCCACAUCCGAACUCAUACUUCAUGGAUGUUAAGUGCCCUGGCUGCUACAAAAUCACAACCGUAUUCAGUCACGCGCAAAGAGUGGUUGUAUGUGCUGGUUGUUCAACAAUCCUGUGUCAACCCACCGGUGGUCGCGCGAGAUUAACGGAGGGAUGUUCAUUUAGAAGAAAACAACAUUAA
This is a messenger RNA of Arctia plantaginis, 255 nucleotides long. NCBI's taxonomy places the organism in Eukaryota, Metazoa, Arthropoda, Insecta, Lepidoptera, Erebidae. The record is from the annotation of a GenBank genome assembly.